Messenger RNA from Pelodiscus sinensis (Chinese soft-shelled turtle), 892 nucleotides. NCBI's taxonomy places the organism in Eukaryota, Metazoa, Chordata, Testudines, Trionychidae. The record is from RefSeq and is a predicted model, not a curated record.
AUGGGGGGCCGAAUGUUAAGGAGCAACUCCGGGAAGCCCCCUCAGUUCUCCAGCCGAGCCGUUUCUCCGAGCCCACUGAGUCCGCGCCAGAUGGGCCUUGGCCGCCUCUCCGUGAGGUGGUCUGUGGGCCGGGAGGGUGGCGUGGUUCUGCCCGGUGCCCUCGGGGGAGCCAGCGAGUCUCACACGCCAGGCCAGGGCGCAGUGCCUGUGAGGUUUCCCGGUGCAAGGCUCCGAGACCUGGCCCUGGCCCUGGCUUCCUGGUGCAGCGAGGCAGGGGGGCUCAUGCAGCGUUCCCCCCCAGGUGAGGCGGAUGCCCUGAUGGAGGAAGAGGAGGACGUGGGGGACGAGGGCUCCGUGGAGGAAGACGAGAAGGAGCUGGGCCUGACAGAGCAGGAGAUGGAAGAGCUGAGGGCCCAGGUGCUGCAGCUGCUGGAGGAGCUGGAGGAGACCUGGGAGCUGGCUGUGAAACACGAGGACGACUCGCUGGAGCUGCAGGGCUUGUUGGAGGACGAGCGUCUGGCCAGCGCCCGGCAGGCUGAGAUCUUCACCAAACAGAUCCAGAGGCUGCAAGCUCAGAUGCGCACGCUGAAGGACGAGUUCAGCACCCUGCAGGAGUCGAAGGAGUCGGAGCUGGAGCAGGUGGAGCGGGAGCUGCGGGAGGCCAGGGAGACACCUCAGAUGCGCACGCUGAAGGACGAGUUCAGCACCCUGCAGGAGUCGAAGGAGUCGGAGCUGGAGCAGGAGCAGCUGUGCCGGCUGCAGGCCGAGCUGCAGCGCAUCCAGCAGGUGCGCAACGAGUACGAGACGGAGAUCACCACGCUGCGCGCCGAGAUCAAGAUGAAGGACGGCAGCCGGGCUGAGGGCCACUCUGACGAGGUGGCCAAGCUCCAAG